Chenopodium quinoa (quinoa) is the source of this 1387-nucleotide messenger RNA. Its product is annotated as transcription factor IBH1-like. The transcript has a single exon. The record is from RefSeq and is a predicted model, not a curated record. Gene Ontology annotation, biological process: regulation of DNA-templated transcription. Bases 609 to 1118 code for a protein of 169 amino acids. Gene Ontology annotation, molecular function: protein dimerization activity. Lineage: Eukaryota; Viridiplantae; Streptophyta; Magnoliopsida; Caryophyllales; Amaranthaceae.
UAAUGUCUCCCUUGACUACCCCAAAAGAAUUUCAUAUCUAAUUUGUUUUAAUUUAGCAUAAAGAGAGUGAAUUGAUUCUCAAGCUAAGCUUCCUUCUUCAUUCUUCUCUAACUACAACCGCCCAUUUCUCAUCUCUUACUUUAUUUAAUUUUUCUUCCUCCCCCCAUUCUCUUCACAUGUUUGUUCCACCCCCUCCAACCAAUUAAUUGGCCCCCAAACACCCUCCCAAUAAAAAUAAAAACUUUUCUAAUUUUUCUAUUUUUAAUUUAAUUUAAUUUAAUUUUAUAAAAACCCCAAGCUGAUCAACAGUCAAGCCUCCUUCCCCACCCUCCCUAGAAUUUCUCUUGUUGGUUCUCCUAGUUCAUUGGGUAUAAGUACAAAAUAUGUGUCAGAUUUUUAGUCAGAAGUAAAAUCUCCUUUUGUCUUUCUGACAAUAGGACCCUUUUGUGUCAGAAAAUUCACCAAAAAAAAAAAACCUACAAAAUCUCUUCUUCUAAAAUCCAAUUUUUUUUCUUCUGCUCACAAAAUUUCGCCUAGAUUUUAGAACCAUUUAUACUCAUUAUUUUCCCAAACAAACCCUAAAGAAAAAACAUCCCAAAAAAACAAAAAUGAAUUCUCAUCAAAAUCAACGUCUUAUACCCUUAAACCUCAAGUCACUAAGAACAAGAUUUGCCCUUCGUUUCCUAAAAGCCCUAAAAAAAAUCAACCGCCAAGAAAAAAUCCAUAACAAUAAUGGCAGUGCUUGUAAUGUUGUAAUGAUGAAUCAUCAUAAAUUCCACAAGAUUAAGGUGGCUGCUGAUGCAUCCAUGGCCGCGGCCGUUGGUCCAAAACGGGCGUGGAGCCGGGCUGUGCUGUCGAGGAUCCGGCUUAGCUGGUGGCGGCGGCGUGGGUUGUUGAGAAGAGAUAAUAUUGUUGCUAGAAAGCAACGGCGAGGCGCGGUCCGUGGUGUGAUGACUCAACAAGGACAAACACAAGAGCUAAGGAGGUUGGUGCCUGGUGGAGAACAAAUGGAUAUGCAAAAAUUGUUAGAUGAGACUGCUCAUUAUAUUAAGUGUCUUACUACUCAGGUAAAUGUCAUGAGAAGUAUUGUUAAUUACUGCUCUACAACGGUUAAUUAAUUCUUAAUAAGUUAAUUAAUAAGCUAAGCAUGUAAUGUAAUACUCCUAUAUGUUUAUUAUAGGGGUCCUAAAAAACAAAAAAUAAAACUAUAUAUAUAAAAUGAAAGGAGGAUUUAUAUAAUAAGGUUUGAUGAGUAAGCUUAAGGUGAGGUUGUUGUUGGUCAAGGUAGUAUGGAAUUAAUUAAUACAGAAGAUGUAACAUAUGUUUGUAGAUUAUUCAUCAUGUUAUAAACAUAAUGAAAUAUAUAUAGUUUGAUAUAAAUUGUACA